Drosophila obscura is the source of this 3381-nucleotide messenger RNA. RefSeq lists its product as uncharacterized. The coding region runs from base 1599 to 2750 and encodes 383 amino acids. The transcript is spliced from 2 exons. The record is from RefSeq and is a predicted model, not a curated record. Lineage: Eukaryota; Metazoa; Arthropoda; Insecta; Diptera; Drosophilidae.
UCCACCACCCAACAGAGUGUGCCCAGCGGACUCAAGCGGAAUGCCGAUCAAUAUAUGGCGUUUAUCAAGCUGCAUGAAAAGCAGGGCGCCAGUAGUGAUGCCAUGCCCACCCAUUCCAACAAGAAACAUUUUUGCUGAAUUUGCAAUUAUUUUUGAUUUUGGCUUAGAUUAAAUCAGCCAACCAUUGGCUGAUCAGAGAUCAAUGUCUUUUCUUGUAUUGAGUGCAGCUUAGUCUUCAGUCGAGAGGUAUAGCAGGCCGGCUACUAGGCCCAGUCCGAUAUAUCGUGGGGCCACGCUUAAGUAAGCUUAUCGGCUACAAGUAUGCACCAAUAUCUCAAGGAUUGUAGCCACAGCCACAGCCCAAGCUCAGGCUCAGACCAUUAAGGGCGGGCAGAAGUGCAAGGGCUCUGGCACGGGCACAGACACGGGCUCGGAGUCAUUGCCAAGAUGCUCGACAGAAAUUAAAUGUCGCUCAAAUGAAAGGAAAAUCAUUGCCAGCUGCUUCGGAAAUGGAUACUGCAAUAAAUAUGUCUAGGAGGCUGAGGCUGCUCUUGUGACUGAGGUUGGUCCUUCCUCUUCAGUCAGUUUCAUUCAAUCAGAGUCCUCAGAACGACGAAAACCUCGAAUCGAAGUGUCUGUCUAGCUGCUUGCAACAGAGAAUCAAUUUACAUAUGCGGCUAGAGCACACUGUGGAUUGUGUUGGGACAGGGACAAAGUAGAAUCAGCAUGCGGCCGUUAUAUCUCGCUCACUCCGCCAGGUGGCGAACGCACACUGAUCAGGGAAGAGCGAAAGAGAUAGCAGGCGCUGUGAGCGUCGGAGAUUCAGACACUGGAAUUCAUUUUCUUUUAUUCAAAUCUAAUCCGCAUAUAUAACGUAAUCCUGGCACCUGCAUGGAGGUAUGGCAUCCAGGUCUAUGGUAUCGCAGCGAAAACGAACCUGGACAAGAUCAGGGUGUUUCAGAACAAGACCCCCCGAAAUAUCUGUGGUGCUGAAUGGUAUGUCCGUAAUAGAGACAUCGCCAAAGACCUUGAAGUCCCCUCAGUCGGUGCCAUUAUUAACGAACAAGCCACAAGAUACUUGACCAAACUAAGGAGCCACCCGAACGUCCUCGCUAGAAGAUUGGUUGGGAGCAGAACCAGGCGAAGGUUAAACCGCAUCCAUCCGUCCGAGUUGGCCACCAGGAACUUAUAAAUUAUUGUUGCACAAUGUCCGUUUUCGUCCGUUUUCGUCCUUUUUCGUCCGUUUGCGUCCGUUGGUCCCGCAUUUAACUUAAAAUAGUAAAUUGUAAAUAUAAAUUUCCUUGACCCUUAACAAAAGUUGCUAAUAACAGAAACAGUACGUUAAGUAUUUGUCUGUGAUAAUUGCUUACAAUGAACCCAAAAAAAAUAAAAAAAUAAAAAAAAAGAUCCAAAUCACACGCUUACUUGGCUACACUUUUUGUACGUUUAGCAGAGGAAACCCAGCAGGCUGGCCAGUAGCCUUGAGCAACAAAUUCGACUGGGAAUAUUCAGUUAGUCAGAUUCGUUGACCGAAUCCACAACCUAGAGUCUACAAAAUUGAAGUCUACAAGUACAAAAUUGAAGUCUACAAGUACAAAAUGGAAGCCUACAAGUACAAAAUUGAAUUGCAAAUGAGCGACACGAGCGGACAACCGGGCAAGAGUCCGGCACCCGAGGCUAAGCCAGAAGGCAGGGAGUUUCUGGAUGAAGGGUCCAAGGAGGAUCUACUGGCGGACACGCAGGUGAUACGCCGGAGUCUGGAGAGCCAACUCGAUAAACUGCGCGAGGAGAAGAGGUGGGCGGAGCAGUGCAAUACCCAGCUUAAGAUCGACCUCGAUAAAAUCAAAAAGCGAUACAACGCCCUGGAGUCGGACUUUGAGGCCAUGGUGUUGGAGAAGGAGCUCAAGAUACAUUCGCUCGAACUGGCCCAGAUUCGAUGCCAGCAGCUGGAGCCAGAGAACGUGAGCCAGCAGCAGUACAUCACGCAGCUGGAGGCCAGGCAGGCGACCUUGGAGAACACCAAUGCCCAGCUGAAUAGGCACUUGAAUGACAUCGUGGCUGAGAUGAGUUCGUUCAAAGAUAUUUUACUCAAGAAUAAUAAGUCUCGCGUGGGUUUUUUUUGUCGAGAUAAUACUGUCACGCUGAAAAAGCAACUGGAAGGGCGGGACAAGGAGAUGCACCUGCUGAUUGAGCAGGAGCACGAGACACUAAAUACCGUGGCCACAUUGUAUGAGGAGAAAACACGACUGCAGCUGCGCAUUGUGAAAAUGGAAAAGGAAUUGGGCGCAGUGAAACAAAAUUUGGCCAAAACCUAUUCGCAGCUACAGCAGAAAAUUAAUCCGUUUAUAGCCAAACAGUAUGCGCUGCGCCUGGAGCUGGAUCGGCACAAAGGCCUCUUGGUAGCUGCCCAAACGGAGGUGGAUCGGUUGACCCAACUGCACGCAGAGACGCAGGCAGGCGAAAUGAGAGCCAGAGAACUGCAGAUGUGGACAAGGCAAAGCUCUUCGAUGUCAAGCUGCAACUCGACGAUUCCCUCACGCUGCAGAGCCUCUGCGCCCGCACCCCAACUGUGGACAUUUCCACCACCCAACAGAGUGUGCCCAGCGGACUCAAGCGGAAUGCCGAUCAAUAUAUGGCGUUUAUCAAGCUGCAUGAAAAGCAGGGCGCCAGUAGUGAUGCCAUGCCCACCCAUUCCAACAAGAAACAUUUUUGCUGAAUUUGCAAUUAUUUUUGAUUUUGGCUUAGAUUAAAUCAGCCAACCAUUGGCUGAUCAGAGAUCAAUGUCUUUUCUUGUAUUGAGUGCAGCUUAGUCUUCAGUCGAGAGGUAUAGCAGGCCGGCUACUAGGCCCAGUCCGAUAUAUCGUGGGGCCACGCUUAAGUGAGCUUAUCGGCUACAAGUAUGCACCAAUAUCUCAAGGAUUGUAGCCACAGCCACAGCCCAAGCUCAGGCUCAGACCAUUAAGGGCGGGCAAAAGUGCAAGGGCUCUGGCACGGGCACAGACACGGGCUCGGAGUCAUUGCCAAGAUGCUCGACAGAAAUUAAAUGUCUCUCAAAUGAAAGGAAAAUCAUUGCCAGCUGCUUCGGAAAUGGAUACUGCAAUAAAUAUGUCUAGGAGGCUGAGGCUGCUCUUGUGACUGAGGUUGGUCCUUCCUCUUCAGUCAGUUUCAUUCAAUCAGAGUCCUCAGAACGACGAAAACCUCGAAUCGAAGUGUCUGUCUAGCUGCUUGCAACAGAGAAUCAAUUUACAUAUGCGGGCAGAGCACACUGUGGAUUGUGUUGGGACAGGGACAAAGUAGAAUCAGCAUGCGGCCGUUAUAUCUCGCUCACUCCGCCAGGUGGCGCACGCACACUGAUCAGGGAAGAGCGAAAGAGAUAGCAGG